Messenger RNA from Botrytis cinerea B05.10, 1741 nucleotides. RefSeq lists its product as hypothetical. The record is from RefSeq and is a predicted model, not a curated record. The coding region runs from base 158 to 1201 and encodes 347 amino acids. The transcript has a single exon. NCBI's taxonomy places the organism in Eukaryota, Fungi, Ascomycota, Leotiomycetes, Helotiales, Sclerotiniaceae.
GCUGCAAGUCACCAGAUAGAGUGAUGAAGGCGGGGUUCAUCUGCUUAGCCGUGCCGCUUUCUUGGAGUUUUACAUAGCAGAACACAGCUUUGGUGCUACAGUUUGAUAAGACAACGGUCAUGGAUACAUAUAUGAAGUAUCAUCAUGAACAUUCAAGAUGUCUGUCAAGCAGGCAACAGAUCUACCGACUCCAGUUGGUGAUUUCUACAUGCGCAAUGGACUUAGUCAAGGAGAUCAACUUAUCUGUUAUGAAUUCGUUAAAAAUGCUUUCCCAGGGAAGAAUAUCGAGGAGCCUGCAUGUCAAGGAUAUUGCUCGCUGACUUUUUUGGUGGGAGACGAUAUCGUUGUUCAAUUUCGACCUGUUAAAUAUCGAUUGAAUCUCAUGACAACUCAUGCUGCACGAGAGGUAUACGGGAUGUUCUGUCCUCGAAUAGCUUAUGUUACCAGUCUCCCGAAAUCUGGAUUGUUGGUAUAUUCGAUGAAUCGGUUACCGGGUGUUUCAUAUAAAGAUUUCCGAGCAAGCAACACAUCCCUAGCUAUCAGUACCGAAACUCGAGCAGUGCUAUGUAAAGAUUUCGCCGCAUUUCUAGCAGUAGGAUGGCAUCGAAAGGACUGUAUGUCUCUCCUGCGUGGUGUUGUAGGAUUAUCAAUGCUAUCUCGUCUUGAACUACUAUGCAAGGAUCUACCAAACCGAUUCCAGCCACUAGCUAAAAGGAUCCGUAAAGAUAUGCAAUUCAUUGAAUCUAUUCCAUGGGUACUAACUCACGGCGACAUAAUUCCAAGCAAUAUCAUUAUCGAUCCCCUUACGCACCACCUUGCUGGACUGGUUGAUUGGGCAGAGGCCGAACCUCUACCAUUCGGAACCUGUUUCUAUGGACUGGAAGAGAUUCUGGGCGAGAUUACACCCACUGGUUUUCAUUAUCAUGCGGAUGCGUCAUAUCUGCGAAGGCUUUUCUGGAUCGAACUUAUCACCCUGAUCCCCGAGCUGAAACAAGAUGAGUUGAUGAGAACAGUUAAAAUUUCUAGAGAUUUGGGAGUACUGCUUUGGCACGGUAUUGCCUGGGACGACGGUGCUAUUAAUCGAGUGGUAAUGGAGGAGAGAGACGAGGACGCGGAUGAAAUAAAGAGAUUAGAUGCCUUCCUGGAUACUGAUGUUAGAGACGGCAUUACUACUGAACCAAAGCAUUCGUCGAGACUUUAAAGAGCGCCAUAUAUCUAACUCAGAGCAUGGAAAUGCCGACCUGAAUUCCGAAGACCAAUUCACAUAACGAUUUACAGCUUCCAUCCAUGCGAUACGCUGCGAGAACACGACAUGCCUUGUCGAGAGCAAGUCGAUAGCUCUAUCUUAUACCAUCAUUUCAUCCUAUUCUCCGAGCUAAUCGGGAGUGUCAAGCAAGCAAGAAUUAUCCAUUUCAACAAUGUUUCAUUCUUGACAAUAUCAACAUCUCUCAUCCCUCCGCCCUAAAAAGAGCAACCAUCAGCUUAUCCCCAUUUUACCUCCUUGUCUUUUCUGGUCCACGUUACCGGUUUACUAGGAAUCGACUUUCACUAUUUGAAGACGUCAAGUUUCUUUUGACAUUUUGACAUAUUGGAAGAUCGGGCCUUACUAUCUUAAAUUUGUAGAUCCAUACACACAUAUGUUUCACUUUAUUUUUAUUUUUUAAUACUGGACCACGUCUUUCUUCAUUUGUCUAUAGCGGAGACUUUUCCUUGGUAUAAUUUUUCAUGAAUCAGAUACCCA